AUGAGACCUCUCCCGGGCUGCCGCCGACGGGCCGUGGCCGUGGGCGCCGCGGCCCUCUGCCUGGCGGCCGCCUGGGCGCUCCAGAGUAAGGGAGUAUCGCUGCUUGUCCCGCAGCCCAACAUCAAUGCAACAGUGGCACAAAACAUCCUCCUCUCAGUUGAAUACUCUUGCAGGGGUGUCGCCACCAUUGAGUGGAAGCAUGUGUCAAGCCGAGGUACCACAAAAAUUGUUGAGUGGAAGAGCGGGAAUUAUGUUAACACAUCCACAGUCUACAAGGACAGAGUGACUAUUUUUGAAAAUGGCUCUAUACAGCUUCUGAACGUGGGUGUGAGAGAUGCUGGCUACUAUUUUGUCACCGUAACAGACGAGUAUGGAAUGAACAUCUACGGGACCAUCGUAGUCAACGUUUACGAGAUUAUUUAUGAAGAUUUACAUUUUGUAGCAGUUUUCUUUGCAUUUCUCACUGGGGUAUCUGCCAUUUUGAUCUGCUUCAUGUGGCUGUGUAACAAAUCCCUGCAUCUAUUCCAGAAGACGACACACAAACUAACAGCAAGCACAACUGAAGAGAUUGAACUGGAAACCAUUGAGUGUUAG
Messenger RNA from Rhea pennata, 594 nucleotides. RefSeq names its product V-set and transmembrane domain containing 5 (gene VSTM5). The record is from RefSeq and is a predicted model, not a curated record. The transcript is spliced from 5 exons. Bases 1 to 594 code for a protein of 197 amino acids. Lineage: Eukaryota; Metazoa; Chordata; Aves; Rheiformes; Rheidae.